AUGGCUUCCGGUCACAAGAGGCAGAUCAGCAAGGCCAAUGGCCAGGAGAUCAACGUCGAUGUUCUUGUCAUCGGCGCUGGCCCCACAGGUCUCGGUGCUGCGAAGCGCCUCAACCAGAUUGUACGCCCUGCCCACCAUACCAUCGAACCCUACACCACAUCGCUGACAGAAUCAGGACGGCCCUUCAUGGAUGAUCGUCGACAGUGAGUAGAGCUGCGAAUCGCCAGACAUGCGGGCAAUUGCUGAGAUCCACAGACAACGAGAUCCCAGGAGGUCUCGCCUCGACAGAUGUCACUCCAGAGGGUUUCGUGAGUCUCCACCUCUUCAGUGUAGAGUGAAGAGUCGACAGCACACUGACAAUCUGCCAGCUCUACGAUGUCGGCGGACACGUCAUCUUCUCCCACUACAAGUACUUCGACGACUGCAUCGACGAGGCUCUGCCCAAGGAGUCCGACUGGUACCACCACCAACGCAUCUCCUACGUUCGCUACAAGGGCAACUGGGUCCCAUACCCCUUCCAGAACAACAUCUCCAUGCUGCCAAAGGACGAUCAGGUCACCUGCAUCGAGGGCAUGAUCGAUGCAGCCCUGGAGGCAAGAGUGGCGAGCACAAAGCCAAGGGACUUUGACGAGUGGAUUCUGCGGAACAACGGCGAGGGUCUCGCCAACAUCUUCAUGAGACCGUACAACUACAAGGUCUGGGCGGUGCCAACGACCAAGGUGAGACAAGAGCACGAGACCAAUGUUGCAGGACAAGCACUGACAGCACGCGACAGAUGCAGUGCGCAUGGCUCGGCGAGCGUGUGGCUGCUCCCGAUCUCAAGAAGGUCACCACCAACGUGAUCCUCAACAAGACCGCCGGUAACUGGGGUCCCAACGCUACCUUCCGUUUCCCAGCCCAUGGCGGUACUGGUAACAUCUGGAUCAGCGUCGCCAACACCUUGCCAAAGGACAAGACUCGAUUCGGCAAGCACGGCGAGGUUCAGCUCGUGGACGCCGAGAACCGACGUGUCCUCCUCGGUGACGGCACCACCGUCAACUACCAGAAGCUCGUCUCCACCAUGGCCGUCGACCACCUCGUCGAGGCCAUGAAGGAUGAGCAGCUCAUCAAGCUCAGCAAGGGUCUGUUCUACAGCACCACCCAUGUCAUUGGUGUGGGGAUCCGUGGUGAGCGCCCAGAGCGCAUUGGCGACAAGUGCUGGCUGUACUUCCCAGAGGACAACUGCCCCUUCUACCGCGCCACCAUCUUCUCCAACUACUCGCCACACAACCAGCCCGAGGCCUCCAAGAAGCUCAAGACCAUGCAGCUCGCAGACGGCAGCAAGCCAGCCAGCAGCGAGGAGAAGGAGGGUCCAUACUGGAGCAUCAUGUUGGAAGUCUCCGAGUCCAGCAUGAAGCCAGUCGACCGCGCCAACAUGCUCAAGGACUGUAUUCAGGGCCUCGUGAACACCGAGAUGCUCAAGCCAACCGACGAGAUCGUCUCCACCUACCACCGCGCUUUCGAGCACGGCUACCCCACACCGACUCUCGAGCGUGAGGGUGUGCUCAAGCAGCUCCUGCCCAAGCUCCAGGACCUCGACAUCUACUCCCGUGGCCGCUUCGGCAGCUGGAGGUACGAGGUCGGCAACCAGGACCACUCAUUCAUGCUGGGUGUGGAAGCCGCCGACCACAUUGUCAACGGUGCCGCGGAGCUGACCCUCAACUACCCCGACUUCGUCAACACCCGUGCCAACGUCGAGCGAAGACUGGUGGACGGCGCCCAGGUCUUCAACCGCCACAAGAUCAACAGCAACGGCAUUCCCGUGCGGCCCAAGGACGGCGAUCAGAAGGUCGUGCAGAACUAG
Lecanosticta acicola is the source of this 1843-nucleotide messenger RNA. The record is from the annotation of a GenBank genome assembly. Lineage: Eukaryota; Fungi; Ascomycota; Dothideomycetes; Mycosphaerellales; Mycosphaerellaceae.